GCCAAAUAUUCCGUCCCGUUAAAUCCUCUUGCACUCUUUGUCUUACCGCUGACCAAAACCCCAAAACACUACCGCUGCCCUCCAUUACCAUGGCUUUAUCAGCUCAACGUCGACGAACUCGAGCUCCAAAUCCCGUCUAUCGCCCUCCAUCACCAUCUCUAGAAUCAGAAGAAGAAAGUUCAGAUUUAGAUUACGAUAAAGUGUGUUGUGUAGAAUGUGGAUCUGGGAAUAAUGCUCGUCAUUUGCUGCUUUGUGAUGGCUGUGAUAAUGGCUAUCAUUUGUAUUGCCUUAAACCUAUUCUUGUUGCGGUUCCUAAAGGUUCUUGGUUUUGCCCUAAUUGUUCUGGUACCAAGAAGCUACAUAAAUUCCCAUUAGUACAGACUAAAAUUGUUGAUUUCUUCAGACUUAAAAAGCCACCUGCAGAAAUGGAAAAGCUAAUGACAGAUACUCGCAAAAGGAAGAGACGCUCAAGCUUCCUGGUUACGAAAAAGAGUAGAAAAUUGUUGCCCUUCAAUCCAACUGAGGAUCCUGAAAGGAGACUAGAGCAAAUGGCAUCUUUAGCCACUGCGUUGAUGGCUACCGGGACUGAGUUUAGUAAUGAGCUCACUUAUGUUCCCGGCAUGGCUCCUAAAUCAGCAAAUUCUGCUGUUCUUGAGAACGGAGGAAUGCAGGUAAUGUCAGAAGAAGAUAAAGAAACAUUAACUUUGUGCAAAAGGAUGAUGGAAAGAGGGGAAUGGCCUCCCCUUCUAGUUGUCUUUGAUCCUAGAGAAGGGUUCACAGUACAGGCAGAUAAGUUUAUCAGGGAUUUGACAAUCAUCACAGAAUAUGUUGGAGAUGUUGAUUACCUGCGUAAUCGUGAAAAUGAUGAUGGGGAUAGCAUGAUGACAUUGCUUUCAGCUUGUAAUCCUUCACAAAGUCUUGUUGUAUGCCCUGACAAACGCAGUAACAUUGCACGCUUCAUCAAUGGCAUCAACAACUUUACUCCGGAAGGAAGGAAAAAGCAGAACCUGAAGUGUGUAAGAUAUGAUGUAGGUGGUGAAUGCAGAGUUUUGCUUAUUGCAAACAGAGAUAUAAGUAAAGGAGAAAGGCUGUAUUAUGAUUACAACGGACUUGAGAACGAAUACCCAACUGAGCAUUUUGUAUAACAUCCCCGUUCUUUUAACUUAACAUCUAACUUCAAGUUAGAAAUUUUUUGUUAGUGACCAUAAACUCAUUUUAGGUUUUCCUGUUCUGCUGAAAUUAAUCUCUUAACUGUACAUGUAGUCUUCAGUAGCUAAUUUAUGUAGGUACAAUCUGUAAAACUAAAUUUCUCUAUGAGAAACGUUAGAUCUAGGCAUGGCCACGGUCCGGGUUGGUCCGGUUCCGUUCCGGUUCCAUCCGGCUCCAUUUGGAACCUGUCGCGAACGGUUCCGGUUCCGGUUCCGGGCGGUUCCAAACGGUUCCUUGGCGGUUCAUGAGGCGGUUCCGGCGGUUCCAACUCACGGGACGGGCGGGUCGGACCAUCGGUUCCAUUUUUAUUUUUUCUUUAAAUAUUUAUAUAAUAAAAAAAUACUAUAAUAUUGCGGACGUACCUUUGAUGAUUACUUGAUUAUUAGCGAAAUUCAUUGCAUGUCAAGUUGUCAUCGUUAUUGAAAUAUUUACUAAAAAGAAUGAAAAAAAUAAAUUAAUAACAAACGAAUCAAUGAUAAUGUCGAUAAAGAUGAUUAAUAAAAAAAAGGGAGAAAAUGGACUUGAACCUAGUACCCAAAGGAAUACUAAGCUGCCUACGUAUCCCGAAGGAAUCAAAGCCCACGUAGUUCUUUGUCAUACCUUUUAUUUAUAGUUGUUGAAUGUUGAUUUAUCGUUGUCGGAUUGAUCCUAUUCGUCUUCGUCAUCAUCAUGUGGUUGGUUAGAUGCUUCCGCUGACUCUCCUCCUGACGAUGAUGCAGAUGUAUCCAUCAUCAUCCAUGGAUCAUCAUCGUCGUCUUGAUCAUCAUCAUUCCU
This is a messenger RNA of Amaranthus tricolor (Joseph's coat), 1983 nucleotides long. RefSeq names its product histone-lysine N-methyltransferase ATXR6-like. NCBI's taxonomy places the organism in Eukaryota, Viridiplantae, Streptophyta, Magnoliopsida, Caryophyllales, Amaranthaceae. Gene Ontology annotation, molecular function: protein binding. The coding region runs from base 90 to 1145 and encodes 351 amino acids. The record is from RefSeq and is a predicted model, not a curated record. The transcript is spliced from 6 exons.